Molecule: messenger RNA, 3780 nt
Organism: Labrus mixtus (cuckoo wrasse)
Lineage: Eukaryota; Metazoa; Chordata; Actinopteri; Labriformes; Labridae
Gene: intu
Product: inturned planar cell polarity protein
Exons: 17
Coding region: 290-3145 (951 amino acids)
Biological process (GO): nervous system development; establishment of planar polarity; cilium assembly
Cellular component (GO): cilium; cytoplasm
Molecular function (GO): protein binding
Source: RefSeq, a predicted model, not a curated record
CCGCUUUACUGGCCUGGAGAAACACUCAAAUCUUUUUUUUUUUUAAAGCACCAGAGAGUCUCUCCUCUCUUUGAAUAACCCUUCACUACUCCGUGUCGGUGAUUGACGUGAGAAACUGGAGGAGGAUUCUGUCUGCUCUUUGAGCCGCAGCUCAACUCGCAUGCUGAUUGUCUGCCGAGGAAAGGAAUUAAUUUUGGAGGAACGUUUUCAAGGCUUUCUUUGCUGUUUUAAAAUGCACCUUAAUACCGCGGACAGUAAGUUAACACCGCAGUGAAAACAUGACACGCAAAUGAUGUUUAACAUUUCAAUAGAUGGAGGCUCACUCUCAAACAAUUUGGAGGACUUCGACUCUAUUCGCAGUGUUCUCCUAUACAGUGACCUGGAACCAGAGUGGCUGGAUGACAUCCAGAAGAAUGGCGAGCUUUUCUACCUUGAGCUGAGCGAGGGCGAAGAGGAGGCGGCUUUAGCCCAAGCCACCGCCAAUCAGAAUGCGUCCACCAACCACGUGCGCUUUAGCGAUAAGGAAGCAGAGGUCAUCACGGAGCAAAACAAGAAACAGCGAUGCAGCUCACGCAAGAAAGGGGAGCCCGCGCUUAAGAAGCUGGCUCGGAUCCUGAGGAGGAAACGGCGGCCUUCUCAGCGUAAAGGAGGGGGGAAAGUUGGGAGUAAAGACAACUCGUCUCCAGCGUCCAUCCUGAAGAACCAGCCGGGUCAAAGGCAGGGUGUGACGGUGCAGCAGCAGCAGCUGAAGGAAGUUUGUGUCUACCUCAACCCCAAACGCCUUGUAGGUACAUCAGCGCCUCUCUCUGACAGGGGAGGCCUCCUGGAAGCGUUGCUGGGGGUGGUGCACCGCCCCUCCUGGGGCAGGGGAACAGGGGACCCCAGAGUGGUCAGGCAGGAGGAGAGGCUGACUGUUCAUGGACUGAUACCCAACAGCCCGGCCAUCAAAUGUGGACAAAUCCUUAUCGGUGACGUGCUUGUAGCUGUGGAUGAUGUGGACGUGACCUCUGAAAACAUAGAAAGGGUUCUCUCCUGCAUUCCAGGACCAACACAGGUGAGGCUGACAUUGGAGACGCUGGCUCUGGUAGAGGGCAGCAUUACCUGCGAGGCUCAGACGGCUCGUAGGAUGAAGGUGUCCCCACCGGUCAGCCAGCUGGUGCGUCUGCUGUGGGGCGAAGACACAGCCGAACUGCAGAUGUCUAUAGGACAUAUCCCACAUGUCGUCAUGUACCUCUCACUCAAACUGGACUCUGCAUCCCCACAGGAGGAGGAGGAGAUCUUGUACCAGUACCCGGUGUCUGAGGCGUCCAACCAGCUGAAAGGCGUCCGGGGGAUCUUCCUAACUCUGUGCGACAUGCUGGAGAACGUCACAGGGGGGCAGAUAAUCAGUUCCUCUCUCCUGCUCGGGAAGCAGCUGGUGCAUGUCGGCUACUGCAAGGAAAGCAACAACCUGCUGGUCAUCGGUCUUCCUGCUGAGAGGGUUCCUCUGUUGUAUCUGCAGACGGUGGUGGCAGAUGUAGUCCGGACUCUAAAAGUGAUGUACGGCUCCUUAGACAGCGCGUUCUGUCAGGAGGACCACGCUCCCAGGUUGGACCACUUCUUCUGCCUGUUCUUCCAGCAGCUCAUCCAGCCGUCUCGCUUGAGGGACGGCUCCUCAGCCCCGCCCGCCGACGUCUCAGGGACCCUUUUCCUCGACGGGCUGCCGGCAGUCCGAUGGCUCACGCUUCCUCCAGAAAUCAAGAUGGAGGUGGAUACGGUUCUCUCUGAUUUUGAGUCUUCUGAUUUUGGAGAAAUGUCUGAGGACUUUUUCGGCCUGAGGCGUCUGUAUGUGAUUCUUGGCUCCUGUUUGUUCUACAAGUCCUACCUGAUUGCCAACCACCUGCCAAAAGAGGACCUGCUGGAUGUUUCCCUGUACUGCCAGCAUUACUGCCUGCUGCCUCUGGCGUCCGAGCAGCGGGUCGGUCAGCUGGUCAUCUGGAGGGAGGUGUUUCCUCAGCAAAGAGCUCACGGCAGCCGAGCGCCGGGAUACAGCCCGCCUCAAGGACGACACUUUCUCCUCAUCGUGGGGCUGAGACACUUCAUGCAGUGCGUGCUGCUGGAGGCCGGGGGCUGUGCGUCACCUGCUCUGGGUGCUCCAGGACCCGAUUGUGUUUACAUAGAUCAGGUGAAGGCCACCCUGCUGCAGCUGGAGGUGUUGGAGGCGGGUAUUGAGGAGCGUCUGAACGCUCCUCCUGCUCCCUGUCUGUCCUGCGCUGACUGGUUCCUCCCCGCAGCCACGGCCCGGGACCGCCUGGACACCCUGGCCUCGUCCUCUCCCGUCCUCAGCAAGCUAGCCGGGGCGGUCAAAGGCUCCUCUUCCUCCUCGGGGUCCAGAGGCCGCAGUCUGUUUGGGGAGAGGGCCCGGAGGUCCAGCCCUCAGAGGAGCCUGUCAGACAGCGGGAGCGAGGGACAGAUGGAUGCUGGGUCAGGGUCUGGUUCUUCUUCUGCGGCUCCAGGUUUUAGUCCUCAUUCCACCCCGGACUCAGGGAGGAAGCUGGGGGGGCGGCGAGACUCUCUGGGGUCUGGAGGGUCUGAUGGGAGUGGAGGCAGCGGAGGCCUCUUCAAGAUUCCCAGGAUGAAGCACCCAAACCCGUUCCACCUGGGCACCCUGAAGAAGACCCUGACUGAGAGGGAGACGGAGGAGAUGUACAACACCAUGAAACUGACCUCAGGCGCAGAGAACACCCUGUUCCACUACGUCCUGAUGGAGACGGUUCAGGGGAUCUUCAUCGCGCCCACUCACAGAGAGGUGGCUCAGCUCAGCGGCUCCAUCCACCCGCAACUCAUCCGCAACUUCCACCACUGCUGCCUCUCCAUACGGGCCGCCUUCCAGCAGAGCCUGCCGGCCCGGGGUCGUCGGGCCGCAGACCGGCCUCGGGGCAGGGACUGGGGUCUGGGUCCGGUGAAGGAACACGGGGUCCUGUUCCAGUGUAAACCCGAGAACUGGACCGACCAGAGGAAACCUGCUCCCACCAUGACCUACUGGGUCAUAGGGCGGAUGUUGCUCGAGCCGGUCCCUCAGGAGUUCUACGUGUGCUUCCACGACUCUGUGGCCGAGGUUCCUGUAGAGAUGGCCUUCAGACUCUCCUUCGGUCUGGCCUUGUGAUGCAUCGCCCCCCCGCCCCCGUCCCCCCCCAUCUUUGUGGAUCUUGACCUUUCAACAGCUGAAGCUUGUGUUGCAUUCUCAGGGAAUAAUACAAACUAUGUGGAAAUGUCUGAACCUUUGGUGCGCCUACAUUUUCCUGCUGAUAAUGGAGGUUUUGCUGCAGUGAUAAGAACGUAGAAAAGGCAGAGUGAGUUUUAACCAGGUUAUUUUGUGCAGAGAUCUUUUUUGUACAGACAGCUUAUACCUCAUAAACUUGAUUAAAAACCUCUGAUAAGAGCAGACGAGAGCUUUAGUUUCCAAAGCUGGACCAAUCAAAUCGUGCUGCUGCCUCAUCAGACAUUUCUAAUAAAGCAAAACAAGGUGUAGAGAUCAGUCUGUGUGCAGUGUUGAGAAGGCAUUUCAUUUGUAACUUAUUGAAAAAUGUACAGUUUUAUAUUUACUUGUUACCAACAUAAACAAUGAAAUUAAAGAACACACAGUUUCUUUUUAUUCUUUCUUUACAAAUCAGCUCGUUGUCAUGGAAGCCCUUUGUCAGACUCCAAACAUAAUUGUGACAUUAUUGACUCAGUGUAAAUCAUAAAUACUAUUCAUAACAUUUACAAAGUCCAUAAUUAAAUCACUGCAGGAAAAGAAAA